This is a messenger RNA of Didymodactylos carnosus, 1011 nucleotides long. Lineage: Eukaryota; Metazoa; Rotifera; Eurotatoria; Philodinida; Philodinidae. The record is from the annotation of a GenBank genome assembly.
AUGAAUUCUCAUUAUCUAAAAAUAGAGUCACCCUAUCGUCGUAUAUGCUAUUUUACCAAUUGGAGUGCACAUCGUUCAAUGAAAGAAGCUCGUUUGUAUCCUGAAGAUAUACCAGCCGAUUUAUGUACACAUAUUUUUUAUGCAUUUGCUACUGUGAGCGGACAAAAUUUACAAGCACAAAUACCUCAUGAUUUACAAGUUUAUCAAGGCGAACGACCUCUUUAUCCAAGAAUAAUGAAAUUAAAAGAACGUAAUCCGGAUUUAAAAAUUCUCGUUUCAUGUGGUGGUUGGGGAAAAGCGGGUGAAUUUAAUUCUCUAAUCGUAUCAAAUGAGUCAAGUAUAGCUACAGCUGCUAGUGAAAUUUUAAUAAAAACGGGUUAUGAUGUACCAGUUUUAUGCAAGUAUUUGGAUAUGAUCAAUGUAAUGACGGGAGAAAGAGGUGUGGAACGGGGACUAAAUACCAAUACAUCAAUGUAUCACUGGGUGACAAGAGGAUGUCCACGUGAAAAACUUCAGAUUGGCAUAGCAGGUUACGGACGUGCGUUUUCAACAUUUAAUAAGAAUCCAUUAAGAGCAUUUGGAGAACCGAGUGAAGGAUCGGGUGGGGUAUCGUCACCGUACUUGGGAGAAAGUGGAUUAUUAGCUUAUUAUGAGUGUAAAUAUGUGAAACAAGAAAUGUUUGGAGGUGCUAUGAUAUGGGCAUUAGAUAUGGAUGAUUUUCACGGAAAUUUUUGUAAAAAUUCAUAUGGAAAAAGGUUUCCGCUCAUCACAGCCAUGAAAGAAGAAUUUCAGUUAGAAGACGAUAAUCGUAUCUUACCGUUAACAACCAAUAAAGCAAAAACACUGAAAGAUCAUGAAAUUGAUUUAGCUGAAGAACUUGAUCAAAUAGAUGAGUUUAGUUCAAUACUCGAUCUAAUGUUCCAUGAAGCUGAGCAAUCAGCAUCAAUAGGAACUACUAAUACACUUUGUUUCACCUUGUUUUUGUCGCCUCUGUUGGCAAGUAUUGGCUAA